CUUCUAACACAACUGCACGGUUCCUUCUUUUGAAGAUUAUUAAAACACACCGUGGCGGAGUCUAUCGUCAAAAGUCGGCGACGGCGAUUGUGAAAAAGAAGAAACAGCCAUCAGUUAUGGCCGAAUCAAACACUUCUUUAGAGAGAGAAACAGAACAAGAACAAGAACAACUUACCCGGAUAUUUCCCCUUUUCCUCUUCUAAUUCCAACUAUUCACUACCCAAUCUCAUCAGAUCUGUCAAUUUUCCACUUCUCCCUUCAAUCCCCAUACUUUAUACUCUUUAAUUCUCUUCAUUUGAGGUAUUCUUUCUCCCAAUAACGGAAGAUCAACAAAAGGGUCUGUUUCAAGAACAGAACUUCUAGGUAUUCUCAAUGGCCGACGCUCUCUCGGUGAUUCCGCCUGCCGUUCUUCGGAAUCUCUCUGAUAAGCUAUACGAGAAGCGUAAAAAUGCGGCGCUUGAGGUUGAGGGAAUUGUGAAGCAGCUGGCAACGGCUGGAGAUCAUGAUAAGAUAACUUCUGUGAUUACUUUGCUUGUUAAGGACUUCACCAUGUCUCCGCAAGCGAAUCAUCGGAAGGGGGGAUUGAUUGGAUUGGCUGCUGCUACAGUUGGUCUGACUGCAGACGCCUCACAGCAUCUUGAUCAAAUUGUUCCACCUGUUCUUGAAUCUUUUGCUGACCAAGACAGCCGGGUUCGGUAUUAUGCAUGCGAAGCUUUAUACAAUAUUGCAAAGGUUGUUAGAGGAGACUUUAUUGUGUUUUUCAACCAAAUUUUUGAUGCCUUGUGUAAGCUUUCAGCAGAUUCAGAUGCCAAUGUUCAGAGUGCUGCUCACCUUUUAGAUAGGCUUGUAAAGGAUAUUGUUACAGAGAGUGAUCAAUUCAGCAUUGAAGAAUUUAUACCGUUGUUGAGGGAGCGGAUGAAUGUCCUUAAUCCUUAUGUACGCCAAUUUUUGGUGGGUUGGAUCACAGUAUUGGAUAGUGUGCCAGAAAUUGAUAUGCUUGGUUUUCUUCCAGAUUUUCUUGAUGGCUUGUUUAAUAUGUUAAGUGAUUCUAGCCAUGAAAUACGACAACAGGCUGACUCGGCCCUUUCCGAGUUUCUUCAUGAGAUCAAGAAUUCUCCAUCUGUAGAUUACGGAAGAAUGGCUGAAAUACUUGUACAAAGGGCUGGCUCUACAGAUGAAUUUACUCGAUUGACUGCCGUUACAUGGAUAAAUGAAUUUGUUAAACUUGGCGGAGAUCAGCUUCUUCCCUAUUAUGCUGCUAUUUUGGGAGCUAUUUUGCCCUGUAUAUCUGACAAAGAAGAGAAGAUACGAGUUGUUGCUCGCGAAACAAAUGAAGAACUCAAGCAAAUUAAAACAGAUCCAUCUGGAGGGUUUGAUGUAGGUGCCAUCCUUUCUGUUGCAAGGAGUCAGUUGGCAAGUACUUGUGAGGGCACUCGCAUUGAAGCCUUGCAAUGGAUGUUAACCCUUUUGAAAAGGCAUCGCUCAGAGGUACUUGCUUUUCUGAAUGACAUAUUCGAGACUCUUCUGAAGGCAUUAUCAGAUCAUUCAGAUGAGGUUGUGCUACUGGUGCUUGAGGUGCAUGCAUGUAUAGCCCAAGAUGAAUCAAACUUCCGCCAGCUUGUAGUUUUCUUGGUUCAUAACUUCAGAGUUGAUACUACUCUUCUUGAAAAGCGUGGGGCUUUAAUAAUCCGCAGACUUUGUGUACUUUUAGAGGCUGAAAAAGUAUACAGGGAAUUGUCAAAAAUACUUGAGGGACAAGCAGAUUUGGACUUUGCAUCAAUUAUGGUCCAGGCUUUGAACUUGAUUCUACUUACAUCAUCAGAGUUGUCUAAGAUCCGUAAUCUUCUUAAACAAUCAUUGGUCAACCCUGCUGGCAAGGACUUGUAUCUUUCUUUAUAUGCCUCAUGGUGCCAUUCUCCAAUAGCAAUUAUAAGUUUAUGCUUAUUAGCUCAGGCUUACCAGCAUGCAAGUUCCAUCAUUCAGUCCCUGGUUGAGGAGGAUGUUAACAUCAAGUUUUUGGUUCAGUUGGACAAAUUAGUUCACUUAUUGGAGACUCCGGCUUUUGCUUAUCUUAGAUUGCAGCUGCUUGAACCUGGAAGAUACGUGUGGCUAUUAAAGGCCUUGUAUGGUUUGCUCAUGUUACUUCCCCAGCAAAGUAAAGCUUUCAAAAUAUUGAGAACUCGAUUAAAGACUGUCCCUUCGUACUCAUUCAAUGACGAGCAAUUCAUCAAGCGGACUUCUUCAUCGGGGAACUCAUAUUCACAAUACCAUGGAUCUCGGGGUGGUAUAUAUGAAGAUGGUGACAUUGAAGAAAAACCACAAACUUUGCAGAAUGAAUUAAACUUUUCUUCCAUGUUAAAACAGUUUCAGCAAAUGCAACUGCAGCAUCGAAGUGUCUCAAUGAAACAAUCAAUUAACCAAAGUUCUUCUUCUUCAUCAACAAUACAGGAUGAUGUGCAUCAAAGAGAAGAUGAGAGAAUAAAUGUGACAGGUCCAGCAGGAGCACCCGAGAUAAGUAGGCCUCCUUCAAGAACAUCGUUCAGAGGAUUCUGAAUCAACCAUCGAUUGUGGGCUGCUCUCGAUCAAGAAGAAGAGGGUAUUAUGUCGUUGUAAAUUGUAUAUCGUGGGUUAGCAUUAUUAAUAUGUUCUCAUUACAAGAGGGAAAUCCAUAUUAUUAUUAUUAUUAUUCUUUUUUCAUAUGCAUGUCAAAGAGGAAGUGUGGGCUGUUUUGUCUGUCAUAUGGUUGUUCUAUAUUUUUAUUGAAAAUCAUAUGAGGCAACAGCUUUAGUUUGUUUGUAUUCAAUCUUCUGGUAAAAAAAAAUGCUCUCUUUAUUCUACUA
Molecule: messenger RNA, 2840 nt
Organism: Impatiens glandulifera
Lineage: Eukaryota; Viridiplantae; Streptophyta; Magnoliopsida; Ericales; Balsaminaceae
Product: protein VAC14 homolog
Exons: 20
Coding region: 373-2553 (726 amino acids)
Biological process (GO): positive regulation of kinase activity; phosphatidylinositol biosynthetic process
Cellular component (GO): endosome membrane; PAS complex
Source: RefSeq, a predicted model, not a curated record